Messenger RNA from Acaulospora morrowiae, 1269 nucleotides. NCBI's taxonomy places the organism in Eukaryota, Fungi, Glomeromycota, Glomeromycetes, Diversisporales, Acaulosporaceae. The record is from the annotation of a GenBank genome assembly.
AUGUCUUCAAUAUCGGAUAUUAACGACUGGUGCAAGAUUUGCAAUACAAAAGACUUGGUUGAUCACUUCUCUGACUGGUCAAGUGGGGAUCACGAGGUUGAUGAAUUUAUUAGAAGCACUCAGCGUAAAGCAACAAGUAAAUUUAAUUUUUUAGAGUGGAUACCCAACGAAUGUCUUAAGGACGUUAAAGAAAUAGGAAGGGGCGGAUUUGGAAAAUUUUAUUCGGCAAUAUGGAUUGAUGGACCACGAUCGAGGUGGGUGAGCGAAAAAAAAGAAUGGGAAAGGUAUGGUGGAGUAAAGGUGGCUUUAAAGUGCCUUCUUGGGGAUAAGCCUAAUAAAGAGCUCUUUGACGAGAUAAUACCUCACCUCGAAAUUGGCAAGAAUAUUCUUGGGCGCAAUAAUAUUCUUCAAAUCUUCGGAAUAACUGAAAACCUCUCUACUCCCGGACAGUACAUGAUCGUGAUGGCACUUGGCGAUAAUGGAGACUUAUAUUCCUACAUCAAAAUUCACUUUGCCAGUUUAGAUUAUCAGAAAAAGAUCGAAAUUCUUUUUGAUAUUAUCACUGGAAUCCUUCAAAUUCACAAAGCUAAAUUCGUUCAUCGGGACUUACAUUCAAGAAACAUUUUAUGUCAACAAUUUAUAAAACUAUCCGAGGGACGAAAUGACAGUAGAUUUGUUGUAGGUGAUUUAGGCUUAGCUCAGAGGAUAAUUGAUACAUCUGAUUACCUUUUUGAGAUGGCAGAAUAUUGCGCGCCAGAAGUACUUGCGAAAAGAAAAUUUAGUGAGGCUUCAGACAUUUAUAGUUUUGGAAUAAUUAUGUGGGAGUUGGUAGUCGGUAUAAGACCAUUCUCAUAUCUCUCAAACAGAUACAUGUUAGUAGCAGCUAUUAUUCAGGGCCUCACACCGCCUAUUGACGAAUUGAAAACGAAAGUGCAUUUCCCACCAGCCUAUAAAAUGUUGAUGGAACAAUGUUGGAAUAGAGACCCAGAAAAAAGACCAACUGCGCAAGUAAUUUACGAAACUAUAGGUGUUUGGUUACAAAAUUUAAUGUUUACGCGGGAAAAAAGUAUAGCUCAAGAGUUCGUAGAAGCUGAUGAGAAAAGGUUAUUAAAAAUACCGGAAAAUAUUGUUAUUACAGAAAAAAUAUCAGCGAAAAAACAAUUGGGAGAUAUCGAUGAAGGAGAUGAUUCUAGUAAAUUAGAUUUUUCAUCAUCAAUUGAUUACUACACUAGUAGGGGAAUAUCUGUUAUUCUGGAACAAAUGAAAUGA